Rhagoletis pomonella (apple maggot) is the source of this 1110-nucleotide messenger RNA. Its product is annotated as mediator of RNA polymerase II transcription subunit 15-like. The coding region runs from base 256 to 909 and encodes 217 amino acids. The transcript has a single exon. The record is from RefSeq and is a predicted model, not a curated record. NCBI's taxonomy places the organism in Eukaryota, Metazoa, Arthropoda, Insecta, Diptera, Tephritidae.
AUUUUCGGCCCAAUGCAUCCAGGCAAUGUUGUUGGUGGACCACAAGGUCAACAGGGUGGUGCAAUGCCCCAAAAUGCUGGCCAGCAAAGUGGUAUCAGCCAAAUGAUAGGUAUUUCCCAGAAUAUGCAACAGAAGGUAAAUAUGCCAAUAGGUCAGGGUGGCCAGAUGUUUCAGGUUAAUCGUGGUGUUCCGGGUCAGUAGCAGCAGUUCUUACGGCAAAGUCCUUCACCAAGUACUGUGCCAUCUGCCACUGGUAUGUCGGCUGCACAACAGCAAUUACAACAGCAGCAGGCUGCACAAAAUCAACAGCAACAACAGCAGACUCAAAUGUCUAAUGCGCAGAUGAUUCCAAGCCCUGCAUUAGUACCCACAUCCAGCCCACAAAUGUCAAACCUCAUGCAGAGUACACAAAGGCAGAUGCGUCAAUCACCAAGUACGCAGCUUAAUACGCCUGGUCAGGUGGCAAGCAGUAGUCCUUUUAAUCCGCAAGAAGAUCAUUUGUAUCGCGAAAAAUACAAACAGCUGACAAAGUAUAUUGAUCCACUAAAGCGGAUGGUGGCCAAAAUUGGUACUGAUGGAGCGAAUACUGAAAAACAUACAAAAAUGAGCAAAUUACUGGAGAUCUUGAGUAAUCCAAACCAGCGUGCACCUUUAGAAACUCUGUUGAAAUGCGAGAAGGCGCUAGAAAAACUAGAUAUCGUUAAUUUCUCUGGGCAACAAUUCAGAAAAUCAUCUAACCCAUUGAUGGAAGUGGUAAAUACUACGCUCCAAAGUCCACUUGCCAAUCACACGCUUUAUCGAUCAUAUCGUCCUAGUUUGGAGUUACUUUUCGGUACUGAUAUUUGCGCUCCUGCACCAGCAUUUGUACCCAUAGGACCAGCAGCGUUCAAACGUGCGUUCAUCAUUUGAUUUAAUUGCUGAUGGUUCAUGCUGAUUUGCGCCAUUUGCUGUUGACCCAUUUGUUGAAUCUGCUGUACAUUCAUAGCAUUCACGUUCAUUGGCCCUCCCGGGAUCUGCCCUGGACCUAACUGCAUUUGUUGGGAAGACCCACCAGGGCCACCAGAACUGCUAAUUUGAUUCAUGUGAUCUGAAAAUCGAAAAAAGAUUAAU